AUGGGCAUUGACGGCAACGCGAAGGUCGCCUCUCUAGUGCCCGGUUUUGAUAGACUCUCACCGGCGGAGAUGUUCCGCUGCUACAACUCCUCAAUCGGCAAGGAGAACUUCAACAUCUUUGACAAUCAAUUUUGGGGCGCCAUUGAGGCGUACUACCGCAACUUUCCGGAGAACUUUGACUUGCAGAAGUUGCCUGAGAAGACUGCCAAUCUCUUCAAGACAAUGCAGCGCAUUGCCCAGUACACUCUGGCUUGUGUUGGAUUGAGCAGUGACAACUUUCAACUGGGUCUUACUCAGUUCUCUGACUGGAGCCUAAACUCUUACAAAAAGCUUUCCGGUGCUCGGGCAUCUCCUGCUUCAAUUCGAGCUCGUUUGGCAAACAAGCCCAAGUACAAGGACGACGACGAUGAUGAGGCACCCUCUGAAACUACCAGGCCAAAAAACAACGGACUGCGUCUCAUCCGACGAAAACGUGACGAUGAGGCGCCUAUUGACCCGAUUUGCAUUCCCAAGAACAAGAGCCCCCUGCCUGACGAGUUUGACUGGCGUAAACAGGGCAAGGUGACCCCAGUGAAAUGGCAAAAGGAAUGUGGAUCAUGUUGGACCUUUGCCUCAAUUAGUGCCCUGGAGAGUGCUUACUUAAUCAAGGGAAAAACGACUGACGCCAAUUUCGAUCUCAGUGAACAGCAGCUUCUGUCUUGUGGUGUGGAUAGGGGCUGUGAAUCAGGCGGAACUGCCGUUGACGCCUACACUUACAUUCUCACCAACAAGGGCGUCACUGGAGAGAGUACUCUGCCUUAUGACCACAAGAAUGUGAAAUGUGAGAAGAAGAAGCGAAGCGCCAAGAUUAAGGACUUUUGCGUUCGUGGCAUCUACGUGUCAAUUGAUGGCAAACCUGAGGAGUUGAACGACAUGGAAAUACAGUACGCCGUUCGGGAGUACGGCCCAGUGUACACUACCAUUGACGGUGAGGGCAGUGACACACUGCAGCACUACAAAAAUGGCGUCUACGAUGAGCCAAAGUGCAAGAAGGAAACCAAUCACGCAGUUGUGAUUGUUGGCUGGACAAAGGACUCCUGGAUUGUCAAGAACUCAUGGGGUGAAAAGUGGGGCAUUGACGGAUACGUGCUGAUGAAGCGCGGAAAAAACAUGUGCGGUAUUAACUCGUACAUCAGCUGGCCAAUGGUCUAG
This is a messenger RNA of Rhagoletis zephyria (snowberry fruit fly), 1191 nucleotides long. The record is from RefSeq and is a predicted model, not a curated record. NCBI's taxonomy places the organism in Eukaryota, Metazoa, Arthropoda, Insecta, Diptera, Tephritidae.